UUGAAGAUAAAUAAAUAACCCAAAAUAACGCGCCCUUACCGGUGCACACAAACCAAUGUCAAUGUUUUCUCGGAAGUUCUAUUGCAGUGAGAGAUUUUCCAGCAUCUCCAUUCUCUUUUUGAAGCCCUUUAAGUGUCUUCUGCUCUCCUCGUCUCAACGACACUGUGUGCGCACUGUCACUCUUCCAGUGAGCACACACAACACGAGGCUUGCAGCUAAGUAUAAAUCUAAACAUCAGAGGCAGGUUUGCAAGUCUGUACUUCAACAUUUUGAUGCACAGUACAGUGAAGAGCUUGGAGAGCAGUGGCAAAGUGCAAGGGAUGUGCUACUGAAUCCACACUCUUGGCAAUAUGGUGUCCUGCUUAAUCGCUUCAGUGACAUUACAAACCUCCAGCAGUGCCUCACAGCACUAGGAUAUGCAAGCCUCCUUCCACAGGUACAUCCUGAAUCCCAGUCCCAUAGAGCACAUGUUCCCCUGCAGUGUUUUAUUCACAGAGAUCCAGUGCGUCUUCCAACCCAAGGGCACCAUGCAGGCUGGCUAAAACAAUACUACCUCCUGAAUGCUGCCUCACUUCUCCCAGUACUGUCCCUGGACUUGAGGGAAGGAGAAAGGGUGCUUGACCUUUGUGCGGCUCCUGGGGGCAAAAGUCUGUCCAUACUACAGACAGCCACUCCUGGGCUCCUGCACUGCAAUGAGGUGAAUGAACACAGACACGAUUGGCUAUUGAAGACUCUGGAAUCAUAUGUUCCUCCUACACUACGACACCUGCUUGUAGUAACCCAUCUGGAUGGCAGGAGCAUCGGGAGCACACAUCCAGGGGUUUAUGACAAGGUGCUUGUAGAUACCCCAUGCUCUAAUGACCGGAGUUGGCUUUAUACCACUGAUAUCCACCAAGGGGAAAAGUGGCUAAAGGAAAAAGCUCAACUUCCAUUCUUACAGAAAGAACUGCUCUGCUCCGCACUAGCAGCAGUGCGUCCCGGAGGAGUGGUUGUCUACUCCACGUGCACCAUGUCACUUGCAGAGAACCAAUCAGUCGUGGAGGCUGUUCUUGCUUCCUAUCAAGGGGUGGAGCUUCUGGAUCUUGAGCAUAAGUUAAUUGACUCAUUAUCUGAUAAUUUCAACUAUGCCAACCUCCAUUCAUCAGUGGGACAAUUAGUGAUUCCACAAAAGGGUAAAACUUGGGGACCCAUGUAUGUUUCUAGACUGAAGAGAAUAUAUUAAAAACUCAUUGAUCAGAGCCGUGGCACAGUGGUUGAAUGUGUGCUCUUAAAAGAGAAGUAGUGCUCUAGUUGGUGAUGGAAGUUCAAGUCCUGAUUUCAAAAGGACUCAGUAAUGGGCCUGUUACGAGAACUGUUGGACGACAUAUUGUCCCAGAAAUAAUUGCAAUUAAAGAUAUUAUUUGUAUUUAUUUAUACACCCCUUUUUAUCCCUAAUUUGGAAUUCCCAAUACCCUCGAAGUCCUCGUGGUGGGGUCGACGAAUCACGUGGCUUGUUGAGCGCGUUGCCGCGGAGACAUAGCGAAUGUGGAGUUUUCAUGCUAUUCUCCACAGUAUCCAUGCUCAACUCCCCAAGCGAACCACAUUUUAGCGACCACGAGGAGUUUACUCCAUUUGACUCUACCCUCCUCAGCAACCGAGCCAAUUUGGUUGCUUAGGAGACUUGGCUGGAGUCACUCAGCAUGCCCUGGAUUCGAACUCGCAACUCUAGGGGUGGUAGUCAGCGUCUUACAGUUCUAAGAUUUUUAUUUCAUUCGAUUAUGUAGAUGUUCCAUUUUCAUUAUUGAGAACCUUGUUUUUGACUGCCCCAUGUAUUUUAAAGACAGAUAAUAUAUUUUCAUUUUAUGUAUAUUGUUAAUAUUAUUGUGUUUAUAUUACCAUUUUAUUUUUAUGUUAGUAUAUUAUUACAUAUUAAUAUUGACUGUCACAUGGCAGAGAACACUUGGAGUGCUUUCUGACCUAUCCAGAGAGAUGAAGAUGAGAGAUGUAAUGGGUGUUUAAAAGCCUCUCUUCAUCCUGUAGUAGGAAGCAUUACACAAAGCAUUGUUGCUAUUUCUGCAGUUCUCACCAAAGUCAACAAGCGCUGCUGCACGAGAGAGGGAGAAGGAUGCGCAAAAGCGGAUUUCCUGUAUUCAUGCAGAUUAUGGAAUUAAUACACCGACAAUACUAAAUCUUGUGCAGACGCUAGAUUAUUUUCAACAGGUGAUUUUAUAUAUUUUUUUUAAAUACGUGAUGCAGGCAUACGCUACAUCACAAAUUAACCCGGUAUUUUUUUGAGUAUAUCAUUAUUAAUUCAAUUGGGCAACUUGUCCGGUCGGGCAAGUAAAAUUCACUUUCCAUUUGGACUUAUUCUUCCAAAAGUUCUGGCUGGAAUUAUGCGGUUGUCGGGGAAAACACCUAUUAAAACAUCUAUUAGCCUCAAGUAACAUGUAAUCUUCGCCUGUCGAUGUUGUGUGCACAUGUGUGCACGCAGCUGCCUGGGCCCCGCCUCCGACACAGAGCGGACGAGAGUACAGACGCAGGGCAACUGGCUAAAAUGUUGGUGACAUUCAUUCUUAUGUAAAUAAACACGCAUGUAAACAAUGGGCAAUAUCGAGGUCAGCAAAAAUUAUCGAGGUCAUGUUCGUCAAUAGGUUAGUAACGUAAUUAUCGUGACAGGCCUAUUCGGUAAUUUCCAGUCUGACCUAAACCACUUAACAGAAUUAUACAACAAAGGCAAAAAGUCCAGCAAUAAUAUUCUAUAUUAUUAUUAUUAUUAUUAUAAAUAUUGUAUCAUUAUGUAUUAGUAUUUUGGCUUGGACUGUUUCUAACAAGGAUGUUCACGCGUGUGUGGUUUGGCUAUACUUGUGAGUGCCACAUUUUUGAAAAUGUCCUCACUACAGUACUGCCGCUCCCAAUAAGCAGACUAUGCAGUCUGUGUAGAGCACCAACUCCCUAGGGGGGUACCAUAUUACAAUAAAUGUACAUAUAUGCACAGAUUUCUGCGAGGGUUAGGUUUAGGGGUAGGGUUCGGGGAUAGAAGAGUUUUGCUGUUGUCAUCAAUUGAGGUCAAUUACAAAUUUUUGUCUAAUAAAAUUUUUUAAAACUUAGUUUUUCUUAAUCAUACUUUGAAUGUUUACCAUUAAUAAAAAUAUAUGAAUAUGAGAUUUUAUCCUGCAAACAAGGAAUUUACAUUUAAUUUAAGGCAUAAUCUGUAAGUGCUUUAACGGCACCCUUGUAGCUUUAUUUUUAUUAAAAAACCUGAGCAGAGCACACACUGAUGCUGGGUUAUGUAUUAACAUUAAAAGCAGUU
Molecule: messenger RNA, 3289 nt
Organism: Xyrauchen texanus (razorback sucker)
Lineage: Eukaryota; Metazoa; Chordata; Actinopteri; Cypriniformes; Catostomidae
Gene: nsun3
Product: NOP2/Sun RNA methyltransferase 3
Exons: 6
Coding region: 56-1222 (388 amino acids)
Biological process (GO): rRNA methylation
Cellular component (GO): mitochondrial large ribosomal subunit
Molecular function (GO): methyltransferase activity
Source: RefSeq, a predicted model, not a curated record